This is a messenger RNA of Scophthalmus maximus (turbot), 9720 nucleotides long. RefSeq names its product lemur tyrosine kinase 3 (gene lmtk3). Gene Ontology annotation, molecular function: protein kinase activity; ATP binding. Bases 142 to 8433 code for a protein of 2763 amino acids. The transcript is spliced from 16 exons. Gene Ontology annotation, biological process: protein phosphorylation. The record is from RefSeq and is a predicted model, not a curated record. NCBI's taxonomy places the organism in Eukaryota, Metazoa, Chordata, Actinopteri, Pleuronectiformes, Scophthalmidae.
UCUUUAUUACUGGGGGGAAAGCGGAGAGGAGACGGCACAGACCGUGGCGGGGGGGACGGCAGAGAGGAGGACACCGACACCGACAGUCGGCGGCGUCGCUCGGAUGGUGUUGUUGUUGUCGCUGCUCCGGACGCGGCGACGAUGCGGCCACACUGCUGGGUGAUGGUGGCGCUGGCGGGCAUCAUGUCGUACCUCAGCCCGGAGAGAGCGCUCGGAGCCCCGCAGAGGGAAGUUUCUCAGUCCAGGGCUGCAUCCCUGUCUCCUCCACCCUAUGUGGUCAUCAUCAUCUCUUGCUCGGGGCUCGUCUCUUUUGUCCUGUUGCUCCUCACCUGCCUGUGCUGUAAAAAAGGAGGAGUGGGAUUCAAUGUAAGUCUUCAACAUGAGUUUGACAAUGCCGACGGGGAGGAAUGCUCUGGAGGCUCCAGUCCCAUUCAGGAGGACAGCCUGUCGUCGUGUCCCUCCCUCCCUGAGGUUUACACCUUACCAGUCAGAGACAGGCCCACCUGCCCCGCCCUGCAGGAUGGAGCAGACUCCAAGUCUCAGUGCUUCAACAGACACACUUUAAACUACCUGCAGGAGAUAGGGAAUGGCUGGUUUGGAAAGGUGAUCCUGGCUGAAGUGCUGUGUGACUGCAGCUCCUCUCAGGCCGUGGUGAAGGAGCUGCGCGUCAGUGCCAGCCCUCUGGAGCAGAGAAAGUUCUUGGCCGAGUCGGAGCCGUACAGGUUGGAGAAACUGCUGAAGCCCGGGAGCCUGAAACAUCCUAACAUCCUCCAGUGUUUGGGGCAGUGCAGUGAGAGCAUUCCUUUCCUUCUGGUUAUGGAGUUCUGUCAGCUGGGCGACCUGAAGAGGUAUCUGCGAGCCCAGCGCAAGUUAGAUGGGAUGACUCCAGACUUGCCAACACGGGAUUUGCUGACCAUCCAGAGAAUGGCUUUUGAGAUUACCUCGGGCCUGCUGCAUCUCCAUGAAAACAACUACAUCCACAGUGAUUUGGCUUUAAGAAACUGCCUGCUGACCUCUGACCUCACUGUGAGGAUCGGCGACUACGGCCUUUCACACAACCAUUACAAGGAGGACUAUUACCUAACUCCAGACAAGCUAUGGAUCCCACUACGCUGGAUUGCUCCUGAGCUGCUGGAGGAAUACAGAGGAUCUCUUAUUGUUACUGACCAGACCAAGACCAGCAAUGUGUGGUCCUUGGGCGUGGUGAUAUGGGAGCUGUUUGAAUUCGGCUCUCAGCCCCACAGACACCUAAGUGACGAAGAGGUGCUGACCUUUGUUAUUAGGGAGAGACAGAUCACAUUGGCCCAGCCCAGACUCAAACUCUCCCAUGCGGACUACUGGUAUGAGAUCAUGCAGUCCUGCUGGCUACCUCCAUCUCAACGCCCUUCUGUAGCUGAGAUAUUCCUCCUCCUCUCCUCCCUGCUGGCUGCUGAGCGAGGAAUGGCCAGGGGGAGUGUCGGGGAAGAGGAUGAAGAGGACGAGGAGUAUGAGGAGGGCAGAGCAAGGAGAGGCGAGAGUGAGGAGUCGUUUGAAAGACGCUGGGACUUACUACGUCCACCUGCCUUCCAAACGGCAGCACACGACCGGCAAAGGGAGAGAGAGUAUGGCAGGGAAGACAGAGACAACUCCUACCCCAUGCUGGACCCUGUGGGGAACUGUAUCACUCCGUCCUCAUCUGAACUGGAUGACAUCCUGACAGUCACUGAAACCAGCAAAGGCUUGAACUUUGAGUAUUUCUGGGAGAAGGCUCAUGCCAGACGAGGCUACAAGCCCCUUCCACCUCCCCAACCAAUCCCUACUGUGAUUAAUAACCACAGACAGUCUUUGGACACUCCUACUGUGGUCCCUGUUAUAAGUGCUCGCAGUCCCUCCCUCGCCAGCGAGUACUACAUCAGGUUAGAGGAGCACACUCCCCAGGACAAGUCGCCAACUCUUAGAGGGAAGGCACAGUCCUCUUUCCGUUCUGACUCGAUUUGCCCUGGAGACAUGGAGCUGGUGGAGAUUCGCAGUGGGAUGUUAGGUAAAGAGCGCAUCCCUUAUUGUUCCUCUGACAAGUGUGGAAAGGGGCUCCAGACCAUCAGAUCCAGUGAGGUUCAGCUCCAGGUGCCCAACACAGGUGUGGCAGAGUUCAGAGACACUUCCUGCAGAGUGACGGACUUCUCUGUAGUGGAUUUAGGGGAUGAUGAUGAAGAGGAGAAGACGAAGGGCAGCGUUGGAGAUAAAAAAUCCUCAACAAUUUCCCAAGCCCCAGUCCUCCCUCCCAAGCCUCGCUCUAUGUCCAUGUCAUCAGCCAACCACCAUCACUCACGCCCCCUCCCCGCCCCUCCACUUGGAUAUAGAGGACUGCCUCACUACAGCAUUAGCGGAAAAAUCAAGACAGACCCCCAUCACAUGAGCAGCUGCCCACCUUCUGCUUUUGACCACUUGGGGUUCCAUCGUUCCCGACAGACUCUUCCCCCAUCACCAUCCCUAUCCCCUUCCCUCCCCCCAUCGAGCCAUCCAAUUUACCCUCAACCUCCUCAAAUGUGUCCUCCACCUCUACCUCCCCACUCCAAAACACAAAGAAACUGCCCCAGCUACAACACAACUGACACUUACUCAAGAUACAGUAAGCCGCAGAUGCAGAGAUCUUAUAGAGACCCACUAUCCUGUGACUUGUCUGAUAGAGACAGCGCAACCAGGCAUGCUGCACCAUUGCACAACUCCAAGGAGACUUCUCAUACACGUGCAAAAAGCUUUGACUCCCCUGUUCGUCGAGAAAACCCUUUGCGCCCGAUUUACCGCAAUCUACCCCGCCCUCAGCCCACAAACCAUCAGACUGAACGUCAGUCUUCAUCUAGCCCCACCUACUCUGAUGAGGAUGACUCUCCCUUCAUGUCUCCUGAGAGACCCAGCGGUGGGACUACGGUCACUCACUCCAGCCUAUCUGAAGAUGCAGACCCAGCCACUGCAGAGCUCUUCUUCAGGGGAAUGAAAAGGACUCAGUCACGGCUUGACACCAUCCUGCCUGCCAUUUGGAAGGAAGAUUCUGAACUUCAGGCAGAACGUGUAGCUGCAGCCAAAAAAUCCCCCAUGCAUCUGUUUCUGACAGAGAUAUCUACGGUGACAGAGUCUAGUGAGUCCAAGUCAGAGGCUUCAUGGGAGGGAGAGAAGGAGGAGAAACGGGAUGGAGAGAGAUGGGGGAACUUUGUGCUCCCCAACAGAGGGAUGCGCCGUUCCCAGUCGCUGAUUACAGAGCUGGGCUCAGCGGGGCAGUCAUGGGGGGCAGAAAAACAUAUCAACAGGACAGGAGAUGAGGGGGACUAUACAGUUACUAAAGAAUCAUUUCAGGGGGAACUUUUCCUCACAGAGAUUGAUACAGGAAAGAUGGACACAGAUGUGGAGGGAGGAUCAGAAAGUGACACAGUGAAAUACCUCUAUCCGGCAGGAUCCAGAUUGCAACCCUACGUCGGCACUCCAGGCCUCCCCUCAUACACUGAGGCUGAGGAGGCUUAUUCAAAGGGUAUACGGAGGUCCCGUUCUCUGCUCUCUGAGAUCACCAUCAGCAACCAGGAGUCCGAUCUUAAGCAGACUGAGAAGGAGCCACGGAGAACUGAAAUGACUAGGGAGGAGUUCCUGAAGGAGAUCCAGUCAGCAGAGACCUUUUUGACUGAAAUAAUAUCAAGACAAAAUGCUGCAUCAAACAGGAAAGAAGGCGAAUCGUCUUACUCCCCUACUCCACUAUCACCUGAAUAUGAGUCCAUAUGCAUUGACCCAAACUCCACUCAGACCAUUAGUUUUCAGUCAGAGACCUCCAUACGAGCAUCCAGCAAAGGCAAAGACGAUACACAAACUGAGGCCAUCUAUGCCCAAGUGACCAAGCGUGCUAAAAAGAGUGAGAUAAAGGUUUCUAUCAGACCCGACAUCCCAAUCCUUCACAUAGGAUCAAACAAACAAAAUCUCAAACUGGACAGCCAAGGAAACAAUGCUGACCACUGCCAAUCUGAUGAGUUCGUGUUUUCAGAAAUAAUGCCCAAAAACGGUCUACUCCACAACCAAACACUUGCAUGUCAGAAAGAAGAGGAGUGUGCCGAUGGCCCUGCCUUACCUGCUAGAGGAGAGCAAACAGAUCCUUCAGAGGAAUCUCUUAUUGAGAGUGUUAUAGAAUCCAACACUGUAACACUGCAUGAGAACCAAUCGCUUUUUACAAACAAAGCAAAUACUCAAAAGGCUGCCGUCAUAGGGAAUGGAGAGAUAAUGAAAGAAGGCCUACAGGUCACUAGUCCUGAGAAAGGAAAUCAAAUGUCUGGAAAGACUGAUACCACAUCAUAUGACCCUGAGAAAGAAGAGAACCAAACUGAUGAAGUUUCUGUUGAAAACAUCAUAGCAGCUGAUUUGGAGAACAUUGAUCAUAGUCCAGAAAAAUACUGUAAAAUUGCCCAAAAGGCAGCCACUCCUACCACCACACCAACCACUCCCGACUGGGACCCAUCCUCUGAAGUGUCACUUGCCACCCCCACUGACUCGGUCCUGUCACCUAUGACUUCCAGCUCAGCCGACUGCCUCACACCUAGUGAUUCAUGGACAGGAGGAGGAGGAGGAAUGGGAAGCAGCGGGUGGCGAGCUCUGGGAAAUGAAACACCACAUCGAGACUCUGCCUAUUUCUCAGACAGUGACUGGGAGGGGGACGGGAUGAGCAGGAGGAGCAGUGAAGGACUUACUGCCACUAGGCCGAGCAGUGGUCGAGGAGGGGAUCGGGGAAUACUGAUGGGGAUUGAGGAAAAAACCGAGGAAGAGGGAGAGCUGGGGGAAAAGAGUCCUUUGAGAAAUAGUGUACAGAUGUUAGUUAAAAAAACUGAAGCUGAAGAAACUGUCAUGACAUGUGAAGAGAAGGGUAUCUAUUACAAAGAUAUUCUAGGCAAAGGGUUGGAGUCAACACACAGAGAUGACUCUGGCAUUUUCAACAAUGAAAGCAAGAAGUCAACUUUUCUGUGUGAUGAUCCCCAGGCAAAGGACUGUGUUGACCUAAUUGAUACGUUGUUUUCUAACUUAGAUGAUGAGCCACUAAAAGGGCUGCCACACAGUGGUGGGUAUGCGUUAGACAACCACUACACAGAUGGCAUCAUCUCUCAGAUAACAGAUUGCAGAUACCAGGACUCUGCAGAUAACGACUUCAAUCUACGAUCCAAAAGUCUUGCUGAGUCAAAUGUUGUGAUCAAGUCUGUAUCUGGCAGUCAAUCGAAAGACAGCAUGUUAAGCAUGGAAGAUCACACAAGUGUCUCAGAGAUAGAUAUUGAUCACUCUGCACUAAAUUCCCUCAAAUAUGGAAAUGUCACUGUGGAAACAGUGGCACCAUCCAAAGUUGCCAACGGAGAGUCCAGAAUGUCUCAACUGUACAGCAUUCAAACCAGUAAUGCCAUACUCACAGAUGAAAUGCCGUCAGUGACUGAGCCAAGUGUUGAUGGGAACUCUGUCAAUGAUGAAGUUAGUGGACUGACAUGUCUUUGGGCUCAGGAGUGUGCUGAAGAACCUGAGAGACGUGAAGACAGGUCUGGUCUAGACCACAAUGAGUUGGGCCUGAGAAACCUCUGCUGCUCAGAAAGCAGUGAGGACAAGAAGAUCACAACAGAGACGGAGAAACAGCUGGCUGCUGCAGAGAUGAGUAACGCCAUGAAGGAAAAGUCGCCACUGAGAGGAGCAGCAAGUGGAAUGGAUUCAGCCAACAAUGUGGAUAAAGAUUGCGAGGGGCUGGAUGUGAAAACGAAAGAGCUAUGGAGAGCUAUGGAGGAGGAUGAAGAAACACCAGGACCUGAUGUAGUUAGAGGGGAGUUCGACUGCCACCGUUUUUUACAAUCAGGGGACUUGCGCUUAUGGCCUGAUGAAAAUGACCAGUGGGCCUCUCCCGAAAAGAGGUGCCAAGAUGUGGAGCUAAGAUCUGAGUUUUUCUCUGGCUUCGGUAAUAAGGCAUGGGAGGUGGGGGAUAGACUUGUAGUGGGUCAGGAGUUUUGGGAGACUGAAGAAAAUGAUGAACUUGCAGGAAGUGAACCCCACCCUGUUGUCUUUGAUGGUUGUGAAGAAAUGUGGAAUGAUGAAACACAAGGAAUAACUGGUCAUCUCAGCGUGAAGGAAAAAAUGGAUCCUGAAGACAGUGAUACCCAACAGGCUGCCCGAGCAGUACAAAUACAACAGGAGGAAAAUAUUGAGAAUCUGAGAGAAAUUGACAGUUUUAACAAGGAGCCAAAAAGAGAAAUCUCUGCUAUUGAAGUUGAGAACAUGGAAAUUCCAGAGCAGGAGACCUUGGAACAAAGAGAGAGGCAGAUUUUAUCAUGCACAGAGACAGUCAUGGACAGGGAAGGUCGGCUAGAUUCCACGGAGACAGAGGAAAAUCAAAAUUUUAACAGAUGGCAUCAGAAUCACCUCUGCAUGAUCCUAAAGGAAGAGCAGGCAUCAACUGAACAUGUUGACGAAGAAGAAGGUUCUGAUUUAGAAAGCAACUUAAGUCUAGAGGAUAAAAGUGCUCAUAUAUCUAUUUGCAUCAGUGAAGCUCCUUGUGUGAACUCUUCAGACCUGGAAAAUGUUGAACCAGACUCGGAUUUAGAGGCUGAAGUGAGACCACAGCUUUCAAGGCGAUACAUAGAAGAUAGAAUCAGCAUUAUGAACGAAGAGGAGGACAGGACUCUUAAUUUAAAUCCCAUCUCUUCUCCUUGUGACCUUGAUGUACAGGAGGAGAUAGAUCCACAGGUAGACAAUUUCAGCUCUGUAGAUUUUCCAAGUCCUCCACCAAGCAUAGACCUUGAUGUGCAAGAUGAUAGAUUGGAGAGUUUAGACGACUCUUUUCCUAGUCCACCGCUAUCUGUUAUCGAGGCAGAGGAGUUCAUUAGUCACAUUAAUCUAGAAGACUUUAUUGCAAGCACUGACACAGAGCCGUAUAUUUCCUCAGCUCAUAACAAAGAUGUGUCACAGCCUCCUCUGCAAGAAUCCCCACAUGCUACAACUCAGAGUCAAGGGAUCUUAGCCAAUCUGAACCUCCCCACUGUGCAUAUAACAAUGCAUGAUGAGAGCAACCUUACAUCCAACAGUGAAAAUCAGGAUGAACAUGAUAACCUUUUCCAGAAAACAUCACCUUCCACCCCAUCUUUACCCCAAGCUCCACCCAACAAUCUCCCAGAAUUAUUGAUUUCUGAGUGGAAAGAUUUAGACGAGGAGCCCUUGGAGGACUUUGAAAAACUGGAACAGUUGUGCUGCAUAUCUGGGGAUGAGGAGGGAACUCUGGGGGAGCUUUUCUUGGGGAACCUAGAGCUCCUGGAAUCUUUGAAGAAAGCACCUGAUCAGAGAGGUGGCAGUGCUGGGUACAGGGAGAGAAGUGAGGAGAUAUGUGACUCCUGUUCUCCUGAGGGGAGCAGAGUGGAUCUGAAGGAGGACGGAAUCUCUGAUAACUCUGAUAAGCUCAGGGAGUCUGCACUUCCCAUGAUCCUGGAUUCCCAAGACAGACUGUCACCUCACAAGGACAGCAAUGAUGUGCUGAGAUCAUCAGGCCAGACAUCUGACGUCAAAGACCAGGGAUCACUUUCUAAGAUGACAACAAAAAAUGGCCUAAUGAUGCAGGUGUGUGAGGAGAGGCUGCAGUUCUCUCUCAGUGAAAAUGUGAAAACCAAUGUACUUUGGGGAGCGACCGUUAAAGACACUGUAAUGCUACGGCCCUGGGGGGAACAAAUCACAGAGAGCAAUGAGCUGGCCACUGUGAAUGAGCAGAAAGAGGAUGAAAGUCAGGAGGAGCAGAAAACUGUUCCCAGCAUUCAGCCUCACAUUGACUCUGACAAAAAUGAUGCUGAGUCGCUCACUGUGAUUGAACAACCUGAGGUCACAACACCUCAGCCCACUGGAAACCAGGCAAUGAAAGCAAAACUUGCUCGUCUGUCUCUCGCCCUCCCUCCUCUUGCUCUGACUCUCCCCCUCACCCCCACCGGCAAAGGAGGAUUUGGGGAUGGGCCGAUCGGAAAUCGAAUCGGAAGGCGGAGAGGCCUGUCGUCAGGGAGUGACCUUGACGAUGAUGAGGAGGAUGAGCAGGAGGACGAAAGUUCUCGGAGGGUGAUUGUUGUCACAGAAACAGACGUGGACAAACGUGUUGGGCUGAGAAGUUUGCUGAAGUCCCCCAAGGAACCGAUGGACAGAGAAAAGGACAGAGGGCGAAAUGUGUCCUUUUUUGAUGAUGUCACAAUCUAUCUUUUUGAUCAGGAAACUCCAACUAAUGAGUUGAGCAGUUCAGCACCCACUAGUCCAGCCCCAGUGUCGGUCAAAAGCACCAAGUUGGAUUUGCGUGGGACAAACAUCAAAAGCAAAGAAUCAAAAAGGAAAGAGGAUUUAUCAUAUAAACCAAGGUCACCUGUGGGGGCCAAACCAGCGUCAUCAUCACGCUUCACUGUCAGCCCUGCAAAUGACCCCCACUUGGUGUGAUGUCACGCGUCAUCUCGGGAACCUACAGAGCUGAACCCUCUUGGACAGGCCAAUGAAUUAACCCCAACAACCAGCCAUUCAACCAGAGGCUAUUUUUUUAUUGAAUAGGCAACUGAAGGAAUGAGACUCCCGUUCUAAAGGCUGGACACAUUCCAGGUUUUACCAGUGACAGGAUUUUGUAUGACAGGAGCUGUUGUGCUCCUGCCUGCCAUUGUUUACAGAGUUUAUUCAGAGCCUUUGGCUACAAGAGGUCUUUGGAAAAGGCAGCAUAUGCUAGUAGAAGUGGAGCCUGGAGCUUUGUAAAAUCUGAAACAGAUUUGCCAGCUAUGCAGUGGGAGUUUCGCUGUAUACCAGCUUACCUUCUCUUUUUCUGCUUCAUUCUGUUGUAUUUUUCCCCAGAUUUGUGGGAAAUGCACUUUCUUUAGUCAUCCAUCUGUCUGUGUAAACGCUUGGAUUCCAGUCCUCGCUUAAUUAAAGAAGUUGUUCAAUGCAGUCAGUAAGUUGUUCUUGUAGGCAGCAGUUUGGAACAGAAAUUGCGAAAUUCCUCUAUUUGAGAAUACGCAUUUACAUUUGUACAAAUAUCAUAAUACAGGUGUAUACAGUAUCAUUUUAGAGCUGUUUACUUUUAGAUGUAUUCUUAGACUGCACGGAAAAUCAAACAAGCUAUGUUCCUUAAUACUUUGUUUUAAAGGUUUCUCUUAUAUUAUUUAUUGUUCAGUAUUUAUUUUAUUAUUAUCCAUUUAAGUAAAGAUAGUUUCCAUGCAAAUUUAUUUAUUUAUUUAUUUGCUUUUGUGCAAUUAAAAUGUAUUAACCUAACUUAAUUUUGUUUGGGACAGAAUACAUCUAGGUUAUAUCUUCUCUUCUAAGAUCUUCAUAACAUAUAAAUCAAAAAUAUUUUCCCAAACUUACUACUUGCUAAAAAAGUAUUUUGUAUAAUUUAACUUGUUAAUAUAUGCCCAUCUGUAUGGAACUAUGUCCUGUAAUGUUUGAUUAUUUUCCAUGUCUAUGAAUUUUUAGCUGUCUCGUCAUUCUUUUACCUUCUUUAAAGACAGUUAAUGUAGCUUAGCAUGAUAAAAUGAAGCCUUUCAUCAGUAAAUAACUCCAUUUGUUUGUGUAUCUGUUAAUUUAUGCCAUUUUCUACUAAUAAGAGUCCAUCAUGCAGUCGAGGUCCAAACUAGUCCAUUUGUUUAGUCUGUUUAAAUGUUGGUUUAAAACCUGUAUUGUUUAAAGAAUGGUUUUCAAGGGAUGAUGUAAAAACAAGGGGAAAUAAAAACUACAAAAUGUGAA